Molecule: messenger RNA, 1300 nt
Organism: Medicago truncatula (barrel medic)
Lineage: Eukaryota; Viridiplantae; Streptophyta; Magnoliopsida; Fabales; Fabaceae
Product: oxygen-evolving enhancer protein 1, chloroplastic
Exons: 2
Coding region: 165-1154 (329 amino acids)
Biological process (GO): photosystem II stabilization; photosystem II assembly
Cellular component (GO): photosystem II oxygen evolving complex
Molecular function (GO): oxygen evolving activity
Source: RefSeq, a predicted model, not a curated record
AUCAAAAAUCUUACUCACACCACAGCCAUCAAAACAGAGUACUCUGUUUAGUCGGUGUCUAUUCUCAUCCUACACACAAAGCUACAAAGUACUUAACUCUCAAAUUAAAAUUAAAAUUAAAAUAACAAUAAGAAAAACACUCUGGUGAAAAAAAAAUAGCAGCAAUGGCAGUAUCACUACAAGCUGCAGCUACACUCAUGCAACCAACUAAGAUUGGUAUCAAUAAUCGUAGCACCACUUUACAUCUCAAGUCAACACAAUCCAUUUCUAAGGCUUUUGGCUUGGAACACAAUGGAGCUAAGCUCACUUGUUCUCUUCAGGACAUAGCUCAUAGGUUUGCUGAUUCUGCUAAAAUUGCAGGAUUUGCUCUUGCAACCUCUGCUCUUGUUGUUUCUGGAGCAAGUGCAGAAGGUGCUCCAAAGCGACUAACCUUUGACGAAAUCCAGAGCAAAACAUACUUAGAAGUGAAAGGAACAGGAACAGCUAACCAAUGUCCAACAAUUGAAGGUGGAUCCGACUCAUUCUCCUUCAAGUCAGGAAAAUACAAUGCAAAAAAAUUCUGCCUUGAACCAACUUCAUUCACAGUAAAAUCCGAAGGCAUAACUAAAAACUCCCCGCUCGAUUUCCAAAAUACUAAGCUAAUGACGCGCUUGACAUACACGCUGGACGAGAUAGAAGGACCAUUCGAAGUAUCUCCUGACGGUACAGUCAAAUUCGAGGAGAAAGAUGGCAUUGAUUAUGCUGCUGUGACUGUUCAGCUCCCCGGAGGCGAGCGCGUGCCAUUCCUCUUCACGAUCAAACAGUUGGUAGCGUCAGGGAAGCCGGACAGCUUUAGUGGAGAGUUUUUAGUACCAUCUUACCGAGGUUCGUCGUUCUUGGACCCAAAGGGAAGAGGUGCCUCAACUGGUUAUGACAAUGCAGUUGCAUUGCCUGCUGGUGGAAGAGGCGAUGAGGAAGAACUUGGUAAGGAAAAUAACAAGAGUGCUGCAUCAUCUAAAGGGAAAAUUACAUUGAGUGUAACUCAGAGUAAGCCUGAAACUGGUGAGGUUAUUGGUGUGUUUGAAAGUAUUCAGCCUUCUGAUACUGAUUUAGGUGCUAAAGCUCCUAAGGAUGUUAAGAUUCAAGGUGUUUGGUAUGCUCAGCUUGAGUCAUAGAACAUUUCUGAUGGUUUAGAUUUUGUUAGCAAAAUCUUUUGACACCAAUUGGUUAAGAGCAUUGAGAGCAAUUAGUAUCAUGUUUGUAUAUUAUAAUGACUUGAUCAUAAUGCUUAAAAUGUCACAUGGUCUUGUGUCUUAAAACA